UUAGUGCCGUGCUGGCCGCGUGUUGUUCACGGGUUUUUGUUUGUUUGUUGUCCCCCCCAACAAUAGAGCUAGCAUAAAUCCCCCUUAAAGACAAAUCAAUAUACUGUAGUUUCCUUGCUCCAGUGCAAGAUGAUGCUGUUUGUCCUCCUGCUUCAGGUGUGCCUGGUGGGCAUCAGUCUCUCUGUGGCCAGUCCAGGUUGGAAUUUUUUCAUGAGGUUUCCGCCUCAUAAUGACCCCACAGCAAAUGCUAGCCACCAAGUAACUAUCACAGCUACUGGUAUUCGGACUUCAGUCACUGUGAAAGUUCUACAAAGUAACUUCAAGCAGCAUAUAGUUCUCUCUGCCAGCCAAUCGGAGAUCAUUCACUUGCCAUUAUCUGUGGGCGGGGCUAGUGCGCGUUCCUCCUCGCUCCUCAGCGUGACAUCUUUACAAUAUGUCAGAGUUUUAGCCACAUUCUGCACCCACACUGGAUGUGAGCAUAGCCUUCUCCAUGAUGUGUCAUCCUGGGGCACCCUCUACUAUCCAGUUACACCAAACUUCCCCAAUCAGACUGGUGUCAGUGAGGUGGUGGUCACCAACUCUGGUAGAGAGACCUCAGUGGACAUCUUCCUCUCAGGAGAAGUGAGCUUUAAUGGCGAUUCAUAUGCUAAGGGAAGUGUCCUUCAGUUGCAUUUAGGGGUGUUUGAGAGCAUCUACCUCCAAAGUAAUGUCAGCCUUGCAGGCUCCAAGCUUUACUCACAAGAACCUGUUGGGUGCAUAGUUGGUUUUACCUGCUUUGAACAUACAGUAGGGAAUUGCUUGUAUGGAUUUGCUGAACUUAAACCAGUCUCUCGUUGGAGUUUUGAAUAUUUUGUUCCCCGUGUGGUAAACGCUGGACUGAACUCCAGCCUCCUUUUGGCUAUGACUAAAAUUGAUGCUGAUCUGGAUGUCAUCACUACAAGUGGGAAGAAGAACUUUUCUCUAAGUGGCGGAGUUAUGAAGACUAUCCCGGUUGUUACAUCAGAUCAUGUUUAUGUAGAGAGCAAUGUCCCACUUCAGCUUAUUUACUUCAGGCAUGACAUUAAGCAGUAUGCUUCUACUCUCACAGCACUGCUCUCAGUAGAUGAUAUCUGCCACACUGGGGCCAUGUUUGAUUCAGAGGACAUUAAUUCACGUAUGGAUAACUUUUCUCAUACAAAUCAUAUCAAAUCUGUUAAGCUUCCUCCUGUGCACACCUUUGCUCUGUUACCUAACAAUGAGUCCAGUUCUACUUAUGUGGACGUGGGACACUUUCUGAACACUCUAAACAAAGAGUCGUAUCCAUCAGUGUGUGAAAAAAAUGCAUCAUCCUGUGAAGACUUGCACUGUGGUCACAAACAAAAGUGCUUCAUCAAAAAUGGACUUCCAUCUUGUUAUUCCGAAACGAAAAUAUGCUCGAUGUGGGGUGAUUCAUAUUAUCGCACCUUUGAUGGAACAUUUUUUGUCCUCCUCGGAAAUUGCAACUACACCUUAGUCCAAACCACCUGUCUAGGAUUAAAUACUUCACUUACACUACAGAUAUUACUUGCAAGAGCAUAUUUAAAUGGUGCCACUGUUUCCAGCAUCCACAGUGUGGAAAUGCAAAUUCAAGGAUUUAAUAUAUCCAUGUUAAAAGGAGAGCAAAAUCAAAUUAGGGUAAAUGGACAUGGAAGGUACCUGCCUCUUACUUUAGGGAAUGGUUACCUGAAAAUCUAUCAAAGUGGUUCCGGUGUUGUCCUUGACACUUCAUUUGGCUUGACUCUGCAGUAUGACUGGGUUCAUAAUGUCCAGGUGGAAGUAGGCCCGGAGCUGUAUGGAGCUCUAUGUGGGCUUUGUGGAAGCGCCAAUGACAACCGUUCGCAUGACACUAUUUCUUCUAAUGGUCUAGCACCGUCCAAAAUAAUGGAUUUUACCUUGCCCUGGGUGUUAGACAGCAAUGCAGGCUCAUGUCUGGAAGACUGUGGACGCGGCCCGUGUCCAGUGUGUAGCCAAAGCACACGUCUAUUUUACCCUGGCAUUAAAGGUGGCUCCCUUGAGAAUAAGUGCACUUUACUGAAGAGGGCUGAUGGACCUUUUAGUGAUUGUCAUUCUUUAAUUGAUCCUGAGCCAUAUGUUUUUAGUUGUGUAAAUAACCAGUGUGUCAGCAGAUUAGCCGGUUCGGUGUGUACAGUCUUCAAGGCCUAUGCCAACAUCUGCCAAAGGCUUGGGGGCAGGAUCCAAGACUGGAGAGCAAGCACGAAAUGCUAUCUGGCAUGUCCACUAAAUAGCCAUUUUGAAGUUUGUGGUUCUGCCUGCCAACCAACAUGUGUUAACCCAGAGGCCCAACAUACCUGCUCCCUACCAUGUGUGGAAUCAUGCCAGUGCAACAAGGGUUAUCUGCUAAGUGAUGGCAAGUGUGUCUCGCCUAGCAAAUGUGGAUGUGUCUACAAUGACUCUUACUACCCCCCCACAAAGACCUUCUGGACAAACGGGGAGUGUCAGGAGAAAUGUGUCUGUCAGCCUCAUUCCAAGACUGUUAUGUGCACUGAGUCUCAAUGCCAGGCCGGCGAAGUCUGCAGGGUGAUACGUGGAAUGCCUGGCUGCCACGCAGAUGGACCUGGUCUGUGUGUCGCUAAAGGAGAUCGUCACUAUACCACCUUUGAUGGCCGUAAGUUUGACAUUAAUGGGAACUGCAGUUACUUACUUGCAUCUCACUGUCCCACCUGGGGAGACCUGCAAGAUUUCAGCAUUGAGGUUCAGAACCAUAUCAGACCGACUGCCAACGUUUCCUUUCGACGUGUACAAAUGUCAGUUGCUGGUUUCUCCAUUGAGGUGUCAUAUGAGUGGAGUAACAAAAUCAAGGUGGAUGGUCUGCUAGUGAACCUACCGUCUAUUUUGAGCCAAGGCCAAGUAUUGCUUUAUCUGAAAGGGCAAACAAAGUGUAUAGAGACAGACUUUGGUGUUGUUGUGACAUAUAGCUCAGACAUCCUAACUAUCACAAUGCCCAGGGGCUUCUCUGAUAAUAUAUGUGGACUGUGUGGGAACUUCAACGACAAUCCUGAGGAUGACCUGAUGCCAGAUGAUACAUUUGAUAUAGUUCAAGCUGUCAGGCAAUGGAGAACAAGCAAUGAACGUGAAUGUUUGGAUCUCCCUAGAAACACCUCAGGUUGCAGUCAACAAGAGCAAGCUCUUUUUCAGGGCAAGGAUUUCUGUGGAAUGUUGUUGGAUCCUGAGGGGGCAUUCCAAAGCUGCCACAAAAUGGUGGAUCCCCAAGAUUUUUAUGAUAACUGUGUUUAUGGUCUUUGCAAUGGGAAUCGGAUGACCCUGUGCCAGAUCCUGUCCAGCUAUGUUGCAGUGUGUCAAGAAGUGGAAACUUUAGUAGAUGAAUGGCGAGAAUCCAAUUUCUGUUUGAUCACUUGCCCACCCAACAGUGAAUACCACCUCUGUUCCAGUCACAAGUCUGCCUGUGUACAAAACCCGAGUCUUCUUUCAGAGAGAUGCAAAGAGGGCUGUUAUUGCAAGCCUGGGUUUUUCCACAGUAGUGGGGAAUGUGUUCCAGAAUCUGAAUGUGGCUGCAGUCAUAAUGGUGUUUACUACAAAAUCCAUGAAAACUUCCACCCUGAUGAAAACUGUCUUAAGUCCUGUGUUUGCGUGGGCCGCAAUGAAGUGCAGUGUACAAACAACACGUGUCCAGCUGAAACUAAGUGUGUCAACAAACAUGGCCGGCGUGCAUGCCAUACUUCUCAAUUAAAAUGUGUAGUCAUGGGCGGGAGACACCUCCAGACCUUUCAUGGACAACCCUUUGAUUUGAACUUUGGAAAUAGUUCUUAUCUCCUUUUCCAACAUUGUGAUGAUCCUGGGCUUUCUGCUGGUGUCCAACAAGGCCAACUUAACCUCAGAAUCCAUGGCAUGAACCUGACAUUGACCUGGAAGAAUUUGGCGAAAGUAAAGAUUGAUGGGGUUUUGAUGGCCCUUCCUGUUCAUAAGAAUGGCGUUGCAGUAAUAUUCUCCGGCUCGCUGGUCCGUGUCAUUUGUCCUGACAUUGGAAUUGUGGUAAUCUAUGGAGGACCUAAUCUGAUACAAUUAGCUAUUCAAGUGACUCAUAAAAGACUUUGUGGCUUGUGUGCAAAUGCUGCUGCUAUGGCCACAGAGGAGCAAGGAAGUCUGAUGACAAAUCAUUCCAUUACACCACUUUCCUUGUGCCUCUCACCUGGAGCAAAUUGCAAUGUUGACUGUUAUAACUGUUCUCAAUGCAACACCACCAUGGAAUUUGCCUCAGAUAGCCUUUGUGGCAUGCUGCUUGCUUCCGAAGGGUCAUUUGGUGCUUGCCAUUCUACUGUGGACCCAAUGCCAUUUUUCCAGAACUGUGUGAAUGACCUGUGCAGGUCUAAUAACGAUGACUUGCUUUGUGAUAACUUGAGACAGUACACGUUUGCCUGCCAGGAUGCAGGAGCUGAGGUUAAACCAUGGAGGGGUGAUAAGUGUGGACUUUCAUGCCCUCAGCACUCCCAUUACAGAAUAUGUGUUAGUGCAUGUUCUGUGUCCUGUGGUGUUUUAUCUGAUGCACCCUGUCCAUGGCCCUGCUAUGAAGGAUGUCAAUGUGACGCUGGACACGCGCAAAGUGAAAAUGGCUGUGUCAGAAAUGAGAAAUGUGGCUGUUUCUUCCGUGGGCAAUACCAUGAGGUUGGAGAGGUCGUGUGGAAUGAAGGCUGCUCGAAGCGGUGUAGCUGCUGUUCCACUGCCACCCUGUGUUGCAGACCAGCUUCUUGCCCUAAGGGGCAGAGCUGCGUCCUUAAUCAAACCUGGCACUGUGCAGAGAAAACCUUGUCAUGCCCAGUGAAUAGCCAUUAUAAGUCCUGUGGAACCGCCUGUCCUGCCACAUGUGAAGCUCCGUUUAUUUCAUCCUGCAACCUGGCUUGUGUGGCGGGAUGCCUGUGUGACCCUGGAUUCCUUCUGGAUGGAGACACUUGCGUCCACCCAUCUCAGUGUGGCUGUAAUUACGAUGGACGUCGUUACCGUAGCAAUGAGACCUUUUGGGCCGAUGAUUCAUGCACUCGACAAUGUAUAUGUGACCCCAACACACACAAAGUGUUUUGCCGUGUGGCUUAUUGCGGCGCUGAAGAAUAUUGUGAUCUUCAGGAUGGACUCAGAAGUUGUGUGAAUCAUGACUAUCAGAUGUGCGCCUACACUGGAAAUCACAUACGCACCUUUGACCAGCACAACUAUGAUUUUCAUGGCACCUGCCAGUAUCAGUUAUUUGGCAUUUGCGAACAAAAGCAAGGUCUAGAUGUCAAAGUGCAUGUUCAGACAGAUGAGCAUCUUCAGUCAGCACGAAUGGUCUUAGUCACCAUAAAUGGACAGCUUAUGAAGAUUGACAGUAAAAAUACAGACACCAUAAAGGUUAAUGACAUAAAGCGAAACAUGCCAUUUUACCCCAGCAAUACUGCGUUGGUGUUUUCACUAGGCCUUCACACUUACAUCUACACAGAGGGCUUUGGAUUGAGUAUCAGCAAAGAAGGGACUGUAAUCAUUGGCCUCUCUAGUAAAUAUGCUAAUGCUACUUGUGGUCUAUGUGGUAACUUCAACUCUGAUCCUGCUGAUGAUCUCACAGUAAAUGGCACACAAGAGCAACUCAAUCCCGAGCAAUUUGGGAAAGCUUGGAGAAGUGGACAGAACCACUGGUGUGUUGAAGGCUGUCUAGCUAGAAGCUGUCCAAAUUGUUCAUCUGAGGCUUUGGACCACUUCUCUGACCCAGGGGCUUGUGGAAAGAUUCUGGAAGUUAAUGGACCAUUCAGAGACUGUCAUAGCAAAGUGGACCCCUCCAGCUUUUAUAAGAACUGUGUCAGUGACCUGUGUCUUUAUGGAGAUGUGCAGCCCGCAGUGUGUCGCUCCCUGGCAGAGUAUGCUGAUGUCUGCCUUUAUCGCAAGGCUCUGGUUUAUGCCUGGAGGAGCCCUGAGUUUUGCUAUGAAUCCUGUCCCUCCAGUACCAUCUACAAUAUGAGUACUGCCCCAAUUCACAUUUGCGUUGGUUGGUACAACUACACAUUUGAGCUCCUUCCAAACUUAGGAGAAAACUGCAUAUGUGAGGCAGGUUUAGUCCACAGUGGAAAUGGCUGUGUGCAACCAAACAACUGCGGCUGCUUGCACAACGGGGAAUAUUUCACACCAGGGGAGGUGGUGUCUACAUGUGACCAAAGGUGUUUAUGUCAUCCUGGGGGAAACUUGACGUGUGUUGAUGUGCCAUGUAGUGAGCAGGAAGAGUGUAAACUUAUCGAAGGCAUUCGAGGUUGCCACCCUAAAGCUAAAAUGACCCACUGCUCUAUUAAUGGAUCCCAGUAUACCACAUUUGACGGAUGGGUGUUUGAAUUUCAAGGUUCAUGCAACUACACUUUGGUACAAACUUGCUCUCCUAAGGACCUUGAUGUAGAGCCCCUUUUUAUAAGUGUGCUUGGUAACAAUAGUGAAAGGAAACAGAUCUAUCUGCAUGUCAAUAACAUGACUUUUAAGAUGUCAACUGCCUAUCCUGGCAAAAUCCAGGUUAAUGGACUUUACCAGAACCUCACAUUCUCUCAGAACAAUGUCACAGUGCAACAGAAAAAUAAGUUGAUGACAUUCAAGACUGCAAAUUCUGUUGAGAUUAUUACCGACCUGCAUGACCACAUAGAGGUUAAGCUUCCAAAAAAUUACCGCCAGACAACAUGUGGCCUCUGUGGGAACUACAAUGGUGACCCCUCAGAUGACAUGCAGCUACCCAACGGCACUGCUGUCUCUAAUCCCGACGUAUUUGGUAGUGGAUGGAAGUUGUCGGACUCUGAAUCCUCAUGCAGCGACACAUGUGACAGCACUUGCCAACGGUGUCUAUCCCCCAUGUCAGAGUAUGCAUCAGACCUGUACUGUGGUCUUGUCAAAAAGCCAAAAGGACCCUUUUCUUUGUGUCACCCUCUAAUAUUCCCACAGAAGUACUACUCUCUCUGCAUGAAAUACGUUUGUGCUACAGACGGCCAAAAGCAGGCUUUAUGUGAUGCACUGGCAUUAUAUGAGGCAGUGUGCAAAGUGGCUGGCGUCAGUGUUGACAAAUGGAGGAACAGCACGGGCUGUGCUCCAAAAUGUCCUCAAUUCAGCCAUUACAGUCAGUGUGCAAAUGUUUGCUCCUCAUUGUGUCCUGGGAUAAAUCUUGCCAUGCAGUGUCCCAGGCAGUGUGAGGAAGGAUGCCAGUGUGACGAUCAGCAUCUUUAUGAUGGCCAUGCAUGUGUGCCAGCUGAUCAAUGUGGCUGCAUGUACAAUGGAAGGAGAUUUAACAUCUCUGAAAGCCAACUUCUGCAAAAUUGCACUGUUAACUGCACCUGUGGUCCUCCCCUUGAUUGUGAGGAGCACAAGUGUCCCCCACUACACGGUUGUAUGGAUUUAGAUGGCAAUUUUAUUUGCCACAAGGAGGAAGAGUGUGAGCCUUUCGGAGGCGUUAAAGAUUGCCACCCCAAAGCUAAAAUGGCCCACUGCUCCAUUAAUGGAUCCCAGUUUACCACGUUUGAUGGAAUGGCGUUUGAAUUUCAUGAUUCCUGCAACUACACUCUGGUACAAACUUGCUCUCCCAAAGACAAUGUGGAGCCACUUCUGAUAAGUGUGCAUAGUAACUACAGUGAAGGCAAAAAGAUACAUCUCCGUGUCAAUAACGUGACUUUUGAGAUGUCAACUGCCUAUCCUGGCAAAAUAAAGGUUAAUGGACUUUACCAAAGCCUCACGUUCUCUGAGAACAAUGUGACUGUGCAACAAAAAAAUAAAUGGACGGCAUUAAAGACUGCACAUUCUGUAGAGAUUAUUACCGACCUGCACAACCACAUAGAGGUCAAGCUCCCAAUACAUUACCGCCAGUUAACAUGUGGCCUCUGUGGGAACUACAAUGGUGACCCCUCAGAUGACAUGCAGCUGCCCAAUGGCACGGCUGUCUCUAAUCCUGAUGUAUUUGGUAGUGGAUGGAAGUUGUCUCACUCUGAAUCCUCAUGCAACGACACAUGUGACAGCACUUGCCAACGGUGUUUAUCCCCCGUGUCAGAGUAUGCAUCGGACCUAUACUGUGGCCUUGUCAACCAGCCAAGUGGACCCUUUUCUUUGUGUCACCCUCAAAUAUUCCCACAGAAGUACUACUCACUUUGCAUGAAAAACCUUUGUGCUGCAGACGGCCAAAAGCAGGCUUUGUGUGGUGCACUAGAGGUAUAUGAGGCAGCGUGCAAUGUUGCUGGAGUCAGUGUUGACCCCUGGAGGAACCGCACAGGCUGUGCUCCAAAAUGUCCUCAAUUCAGCCAUUACAGUCAAUGUGCAAAUGUCUGCUCCUCCUUGUGUCCUGGGACAAAUCUUGGUAGGCAGUGUCCCAGACAGUGUGAGGAAGGAUGCCAAUGUGACACCCGGCACCUUUAUGAUGGCCAUGCAUGUGUGCCAGCUGAUCAGUGUGGCUGCAUGCACGAUGGGAGGAGAAUUAAGGUCUCUGAAAGCCAACUUUUACAAAAUUGCACCGUUAACUGCACCUGUGGUCCUCCCCUCGUUUGUGAGUUGCACAAAUGUCCCCCACUGCAUAGAUGUAUGGUUUUAAAUGAAACGGCCAGUUGCCACAAAGAGAAGGAAAAGUGUAAACUUCUUGGAGACAUUGAAGGUUGCCACCCCAAAGCUAAAAUGACCCACUGCUCCAUUAAUGGAUCCCAGUAUACCACGUUUGAUGGACUGGUGUUUGAAUUUCAUGGUUCCUGCAAUUACACUCUGGUGCAAACUUGCUCUCCCAAGGGCCUUGGUGUAGAGACACUUUUGAUAAGUGUGCGUGGCAACCACAGUGAAAGCAAACAGAUCUAUCUGCAUGUCAAUAACAUGACUUUUAAGAUGUCAACUUUUUAUCCUGGCAAAAUUAAGGUUAAUGGACUUUACCAGAACCUUACAUUCUCUCAGAACAAUGUGACUGUCCAACAGAAAAAUAAGUGGAUGACCUUCAAAAUUGCACAUUCGGCAGAGAUUAUUACCGACCUACACAACUACAUAAAGGUCAACCUUCCAAAUAAUUACAGCCAGACAACAUGUGGCCUCUGUGGGAACUACAAUGGUGACCCCUCAGAUGACAUGCAGCUACCCAACGGCACUGCUGUCUCUAAUCCCGAUGUAUUUGGUAGUGGAUGGAAGUUGUCUGACUCUGAAUCCUCAUGCAGUGACACAUGUGACAGCACUUGCCAACGGUGUCUAUCCCCCAUGUCAGAGUAUGCAUCAGACCUGUACUGUGGCCUUGUCAAUCAGCCAAGUGGACCCUUUUCCUUGUGUCACCCUCAAAUAUUCCCACAGAAGUACUACUUGCUUUGCAUGAAAAACCUUUGUGCUGCAGGCGGCCAAAAGCAGGCUUUGUGUGUUGCACUAGAGGUGUAUGAGGCAGUGUGCAAAGUGGCUGGCGUCAGUGUUGACCAAUGGAGGAACAGCACAGGCUGUGCUCUAAAAUGUCCUCAAUUCAGCCAUUAUAGUCAAUGUGCAAAUGUUUGCUCCUCCUUGUGUCCUGGGAUGAGUCUUGCCAUGCAGUGUCCCAGACAGUGUGAGGAAGGAUGCCAGUGUGACACCCGGCACCUUUAUGAUGGCCGUGCAUGUGUGCCAGCCGAUCAAUGUGGCUGCAUGCAUGAUGGGAGAAGAAUUAAUGUCUCUGAAAGCCAACUUAUACAAAAUUGCACUAUUAACUGCACCUGUGGACCUCCCCUCGUUUGUGAGGAGCACGUGUGUCCCGCACUGCACAGUUGUAAAGUUUUAGAUGGAAUUGCCGGCUGCCACAAAGAGGAAGAGUGUAAAUUUGGAGGAGGCGUUGAAAGUUGCCACCCCAAAGCUAAAAUGACCCACUGCUCUAUUAAUGGAUCCCAGUAUAGCACAUUUGAUGGACGGGUGUUUGAAUUUCGUGGUUCAUGCAACUACACUCUGGUACAAACUUGCUCUGCCAAUGGCCUUGAUGUGGAGCCAUUUUUGAUGAGUGUGCGUGGUAACCACAGUGUAGGGAAAGAGAUCUAUCUGCAUGUCAAUAACAUGACUUUUAAGAUGUCAACUGCCUUUCCUGGCAAAAUCUUGGUUAAUGGACUUUACCAGAACCUCACAUUCUCUCAGAACAAUGUCACUGUGCAACAGAAAAAUAAGUUGAUGACAUUCAAGACUGCAAAUUAUGUUGAGAUUAUUACUGACCUGCACUACCAUAUAGAGGUCAACCUUCCAAAUAAUUACAGCCAGACAGCCUGUGGCCUCUGUGGGAACUACAAUGGCGACCCCUCAGAUGACCUGCAGCUACCUAAUGGCACUGUGGUCUCUAAUCCUGAUGUAUUUGGUAGUGGAUGGAAGUUGUCUGACUCUGAAUCCUCAUGCAGCGACACAUGUGACAGCACUUGCCAACGGUGUCUAUCCCCUGUGUCAGAGUAUGCAUCGGACCUGUACUGUGGCCUUGUCAACCAACCAAGUGGACCCUUUUCUUUGUGUCACCCUCAAAUAUUCCCACAGAAGUACUACUCACUUUGCAUGAAAAACCUUUGUGCUGCAGAUGGCCAAAAGCAGGCUUUAUGUGAUGCACUAGACUUAUAUGAAGCAGCGUGCAAAGUAGCUGGCGUCAGUGUUGACCCCUGGAGCAACAGCACGGGCUGUGCUCCAAAAUGUCCUCAAUUCAGCCAUUACAGUCAGUGUGCAAAUGUUUGCUCCUCCUUGUGUCCUGGGAUAAAUCUUGCCAUGCAGUGUCCCAGGCAGUGUGAGGAAGGAUGCCAGUGUGACGAUCAGCAUCUUUAUGAUGGCCAUGCAUGUGUGCCAGCUGAUCAAUGUGGCUGCAUGUACAAUGGAAGGAGAUUUAACAUCUCUGAAAGCCAACUUCUGCAAAAUUGCACUGUUAACUGCACAUGUGGUCCUCCCCUUGUUUGUGAGGAGCACAAGUGCCCCCCACUACAUGGUUGUAUGGUAUUAGAUGGAAAUUUUAUUUGCCACAAAGAGGAAGAGUGUGAGCCUUUCAGAGGCGUUAAAGUUUGCCACCCCAAAGCUAAAAUGGCCCACUGCUCCGUUAAUGGAUCCCAGUAUACCACGUUUGAUGGACUGGCGUUUGAAUUUCAUAAUUCCUGCAACUACACUCUGGUACAAACUUGCUCUCCCAAAAACCUUAUUGUGGAGCCACUUCUGAUAAGUGUGCGGGGUAACCACAGUGAAGGCAAACGGAUACAUCUGCAGGUAAAUAACAUGACUUUUGAGAUGUCAACUGCCUAUCCUGGCAAAAUAAAGGUUAAUGGACUUUACCAGAACCUCACGUUCUCGGAGAACAAUGUUACUGUGCAACAGAAAAACAAGUUGAUGACAUUCAAGGCUGCACAUUCUGUUGAGAUUAUUUCUAACCUGCACAACCACAUAGAGGUCAAGCUUCCAAAAAAUUACCGCCAGUUAACAUGUGGCCUCUGUGGGAACUACAAUGGUGACCCCUCAGAUGACAUGCAGCUGCCCAACGGCACUGCGGUCUCUAAUCCUGACGUAUUUGGUAAUGGAUGGAAGUUGUCUGACUCUGAAUCAUCAUGCAGCGACACAUGUGACAGCACUUGCCAACGGUGUCUAUCCCCCGUGUCAGAGUAUGCAUCCGACCUAUACUGUGGCCUUGUCAACCAGCCAAGUGGACCAUUUUCCUUGUGUCACCCUCAAAUAUUCCCACAGAAGUACUACUCACUUUGCAUGAAAAACCUUUGUGCUGCAGACGGCCAAAAGCAGGCUUUGUGUGAUGCACUAGAGGUAUAUGAGGCAGCGUGCAAAGUGGCUGGAGUCAGUGUUGACCCCUGGAGGAACAGCACAGGCUGUGCUCCAAAAUGUCCUCAAUUCAGCCAUUACAGUCAAUAUGCAAAUGUUUGCUCCUCCUUGUGUCCUGGGAUGAGUCUUGCCAUGCAGUGUCCCAGACAGUGUGAGGAAGGAUGCAGGUGUGACACCCGGCACCUUUAUGAUGGCCAUGCAUGUGUGCCAGCUGAUCAAUGUGGCUGCAUGUACAAUGGGAAGAGAAUUAAGGUCUCUGAAAGCAAACUUCUACAAAAUUGCACUGUUAACUGCACGUGUGGACCUCCCCUUGUCUGUGAGGAGCACAGGUGUCCCCCACUGCAUAGUUGUAUGGUUUUAGAUGGAACUGUUGUCUGCCACAAAGAGGAGGAAGAGUGUAAGUUUCUCAGAGGCGUUCAAGGUUGCCAUCCCAAAGCUAAAAUGGCCCACUGCUUCGUUAAUGGAUCCCAGUAUACCACAUUUGAUGGACUAGCAUAUGAAUUUCAUGGAUCAUGCAACUACACUCUGGUCCAAACUUGCUCUCUAAAGAACCUUGAUGUGGAGCCACUUUUGAUAAGUGUGCGUGGUAACCACAGUGAAGGCAAAGAGAUCUAUCUGCAUGUCAAUAACAUGACUUUUAAGAUGUCAACUUCCUAUCCUGGCAAAAUCCAGGUUAACGGACUUUACCAGAACCUCACAUUCUUGCAGUACAAUGUGACUGUGCAACAGAAAAAUAAAUGGACGACAUUCAAGACUGCACAUUCUGUAAAGAUUAUUACCGACCUGCACAACCACAUAGAGGUCAAGCUUCCAAAGAAUUAUCACUUGACAACCUGUGGCCUCUGUGGGAACUACAAUGGUGACCCCUCAGAUGACAUGCAGCUACCCAAUGGCAGUGCGGUCUCAAAUCCCGACAUAUUUGGUAGUGGAUGGAAGUUGUCUGACUCUGAAUCCUCAUGCAGCGACACAUGUGACAGCACUUGCCAACGGUGUCUAUCCCCCGUGUCAGAGUAUGCAUCGGACCUGUACUGUGGCCUUGUCAACCAGCCAAAUGGACCCUUUUCCUUGUGUCACCCUCAAAUAUUCCCACAGAAGUACUACUUGCUUUGUAUGAAAAACCUUUGUGCUGCUGAUGGCAAAAAGCAGGCUUUGUGUGGUGCACUUGAAGAAUAUGAGGCAGCGUGUAAAGUUGCUGGAGUCCGUGUUGACCAAUGGCGGAACAGCACAGACUGUGCUCAAAAAUGUCCUCAAUUCAGUCAUUACAGUCCGUGUGCAAAUGUCUGCUCCUCCUUGUGUCCUGGGAUGAGUCUUGCCUUGCAGUGUCCCAGACAAUGUGAGGAAGGAUGCCAAUGUAACACUCAGCACCUUUAUGAUGGCCAUGCAUGUGUGCCAGCUGAUCAAUGUGGCUGCACGUACGAUGGGAGGAAAAUUAAGGUAUCUGAAAGCCAACUUCUACAAAAUUGCACAGUUAACUGCACCUGUGGACCUCCCCUCGUUUGUGAGGAACACAAGUGUCCCCCACUGCAAAGUUGUAUGGUUUUAGAUGGAAAUUUUAGUUGCCACAAAGAGGAAGAGUGUGAGCCUUUUGGAGGUGUUAAAGGUUGCCACUCCAAAGCUAAAAUGGUCCAUUGCUCUGUUAAUGGAUCCCAGUAUACCACGUUUGAUGGACGGAUGUUUGAAUUUCAUGGUUCAUGCAACUACACUUUGGUACAAAUUUGCUCUCUCAAGGGCCCCGAUGUGAAGCCACUUUUGAUAAGUGUGUAUGGUAACCACAGUGAAGGCAAAGAGAUCUAUCUGCAUGUCAAUAACAUGACUUUUAAAAUGUCAACUGCCUUUCCUGGCAAAAUCCAGGUAAAUGGACUUUAUCAAAACCUUACAAUCUCCCAAAACAAUGUGACUGUGCAACAAAAAAAUAAAUGGAUGACAUUCAAGACUGCACAUUCUGUGGAGAUUAUUACUGACCUGCACAACCACAUAGAGGUCAAGCUCCCAAAGAAUUAUCGCCAGACAACCUGUGGCCUCUGUGGGAACUACAAUGAUGACCCCUCAGAUGACAUGCAGCUACCCAACGGCACUGAUGUCUCUAAUCCCGACGUAUUUGGGAGUGGAUGGAAGUUGUCUGACUCUGAAUCCUCAUGCAGCGACAUGUGUGACAGCACUUGCCAACGGUGUCUAUCCCCCGUGUCAGAGUAUGCAUCGGACCUGUACUGUGGCCUCGUCAACCAGCCAAGUGGACCCUUUUCCUUGUGUCACCCUCAAAUAUUUCCACAGAAGUACUACUCUCUUUGCAUGAAAAACCUUUGUGCUGCAGAUGGCCAAAAGCAGGCUUUGUGUGAUGCACUAGAGGUAUAUGAGGCAGCGUGCAAAGUGACUGGCGUCAGUGUUGACCAAUGGAGGAACCACACAGGCUGUGCUCCAAAAUGUCCCGAUUUCAGCCAUUACAGUCAGUGUGCAAAUGUUUGCUCCUCCUUGUGUCCUGGGAUAAGUCUUGCCAUGCAGUGUUCCAGACAGUGUGAGGAAGGAUGCCAGUGUGACACCCGGCACCUUUAUGAUGGCCAUGCAUGUGUGCCAGCCGAUCAAUGUGGCUGCAUGCAGGAUGGGAGGAGAUUUAACGUAUCUGAAAGCCAACUUCUACAAAAUUGCACUCUUAACUGUACCUGUGGACCUCCCCUAGUUUGUGAGGAGCACAAGUGUCCCCCAUUGCACAGUUGUAUGGCUUUAGAUGGAAUGGACGGGUGCCGCAAAGAUGAGCAAGCCUUAGAUGAUCCCUCUGAGGGGAAAUGUGACCCCUCUGAGAUUUACUACCUGAGCAAUGGUGAAGCUGUUUGUGAGAGCCGCCCGGGUCGGUGCUGGACGUGGGGAAGCCAGCAUUACCGCUCCUUUGAUGGGGUCAACUAUGAUGUGGAUGGUACCUGCACAUAUCUGCUUUCAGGUAGCAAAGGUGCCACCUGUGGUGCUCCAUCUUUCAGCGUGUCCAAGAAGAGCAAUUGCAAAGAAGAGUCCCUCGUGCAGUUGGUGACUAUAAAGGUGUAUGGGUUCAUCAUCAAGCUUGGUCACAAGGACAGUAUAUAUGUUAAUGGGGAAGUCAAAUAUAUUCCUUUUACUCUUUUUCACGGUAAGAUUGAAAUGUCAAACAAGGACAACAAGGCUCUACUAAAGACAGACUUUGGGCUGCGUGUUUUGUUUGACUGGAAUACUACGGUUUUCAUCACACUAAAGCCGCAUUACAAAGGCAUUGUCUACGGUCUUUGUGGCAAUUUUAACGAUGAUCCUCAAGAUGAAUAUACAGUUAAUGGACCUGGUUCCCCUCAGUUUAAAACAAGUGUAGAGUUAGCUCAGGCUUAUCGCGUUUUUGAUGACGAGCAGAAGUGUUGUAGCGGUUGUUGUAUAAAGAAGAAACUGGAUGUUGCUACAUUGCUGGAAGAUGUGGCUUACAGAGAACCUUCCAGUGGAAAAAGUUCCUGUGCUGAUUUUGUAUAUCCAGCUGGUCAAUAUGCACCAUGCCACAGUCUUGUCAACCCAGACUCCUUUUUUCAAAGUUGUGUAUCAGACCUCGCAUUUAAAGGUGUAAAAGCUGCCGUUGACCAGACUACAUCAUCGUAUUCCUUGGUUUGUAAAGAGCUCAAUGAAGACUUCCUCUUUGGAGUGACAGCUCCUAUUCGCUGUCCACCGAACAGCCACUAUAAGACUUGUGGCUCAGCCUGUCCAACAACGUGUGGCCUUAAAAACAGAAUCUGCAUUAAAACUUGUGUCAAAGGCUGCUUCUGUAACCCGGGUUUUGUCAUGAGUCCAGAGGGUUGUGUGCCACCUGAAGAGUGUGGUUGCAAAGACUUCAGAGGCAAAUACCACAGCCUAAACUCUGCUUUCUGGAUCCCAGAUGAUUGUGGACAACUCUGCACUUGUAAGCCAGGAGAGAUGAACUGCAGCCCAUCUCAUUGCCCAAAAGGAAUGUCUUGCAACAAACUACUGCACAAGAUGGUGUGUCAAUAUGACAAACCGCAGAACUGUAGCAUCGUCACUGGGAUGCACUUCACGUCGUUUGAUGGACAUCGUUUUGACCUUAGGGACAGUUGUGCAUAUAUUUUUGUUCAAACAAACGCCAACAUCAAUGGACUUGUACCAUUCAAUAUCACCAUCGCUGAUGCCAGUUGCAAGAAGUUUUUUCAUAGUCUAACUUUAAAGCUCUCUGCCUAUGGAUUGGAAGUAGUAAUUGGCAAAGAAGACCCUAGAAAACUUCUGAUUGAUGGGCUGCAUAAACACCUACCAUACUAUCACCACACAGGACAUGUCAGUGCCUACCGCACACCUUUAUCCCUCGUUAUUCACCUUGAUAUGGGGUUGCAGGUGAUAGUCUAUAAAACUGGCACAGUGGUGGUUGUGCUUCCUACCAGUUAUGCUUCUUCUGUUCAUGGACUUUGUGGGAAUGCUAACUCUGACCCCCAUGAUGACCAAAAUAUGCCUGAUGAAGAAAAGGCCCAAAAUGUGCUCGAGUUUGCUCACAGCUGGCGAUUGGGGGGAUCGAUGGCUUGUAGGCCAAGCUGUACUUCCAGAGUAAAGAACUGCCUUGCAGAUGCUCAGAAACUCUUUGAAGGCAGUGAUUUUUGUGGGGUACUUGUAGAUGGACUUGGGCCUUUUGCGGAGUGUGCUUUGAUUUUGGAUCCAAAGCCAUACUUUUACAACUGUGUAGCAGAUACCUGUUCUUAUGGGGGACAUAACCUGGCUCUCUGCAGUUCCAUUGCAUCAUAUACUGCUGCCUGUCAAGCAGCUCAGUUGCCUGUCAGGCAGUGGAGGAGUGACACUUUCUGCGGUAUGACAUGCCCUCAGAAUAGCCACUAUGAACUGUGUGGCCCUCGAUGUCCUGACGUGUGCGCUGGACUUGCCUCUGCCACAAACUGCACUGGUGCUUGUGUGGAGGGUUGCCAGUGUGACCCUGGCUACAUCUUGAGUGAUGGUGAUUGUGUGAUGGCGGUCGACUGCGGUUGCUUAAACGAUGGACAAUACCAUCCUGCUGGUUACUUUUACAACGGUAAAAUCUGUCAAAUUUGUCACUGUUAUGAAGGUAAAUUGUCUUGCAGCCCGUCCCCUUGCAGGCCCACAAAGGGCCUCUUGUCACGUGUUGACAUGGUCUAUCAGAGACACUGGCAAUAUGGAGUAUGUGAAGUGUUUGCAGGCUUGGGCUAUGUGACAUUUGAUGGAUUGUUCAUACCUCACUAUGGAGCUUGCACCUAUUUAAUUUCUGAACGCUCUCCUAAAGCUAUACAUGGUCACACUGUGCUCCUGAGCUUUGAGAAAGACAUUAAUAACUUUAUUGCAAGCAAGCUGGCAUUUAUGUUUAAUUACAUGAAAGUGACCAUCAAUCCAAAGACACCAUGGAUAAUACAAGUGAAUGGUGAAGACUUCAGCGUGCCUUACAACAGUGGUGUACUUCAAGUUUAUGAAGAUGGCAAUACGUUAACAGUCAUCACAGUGGCAGGGGUGAGACUCGAGCUGUCAUCCACUAAGUAUCUCAGACUCAGCAUACCACCGAAUUUUGAUUCGGCUUCAGGACUUUGUGGGAAUUUCAAUGGGGACAAAUCUGAUGACAUGGAACUAAGAACGGGUAAUCUUACCCGAGGUGUUGCAGAGUUUUUGCAUAGCUGGUCUGUUGGACAAACAUGUGGUGAGACUUGCAAAGAAGACUGUGGUCUGUGCAAACUGUCUUCGAAUGCCACAGUAAUGUGUGAUAUCCUCUUGACCACAAGCAUUGAGUUCAACCACUGUUUGAGCAAGGGUGUUGAAGCCCAUCUUUACAGAGAUGUGUGCCUCAGAGCCAUUUGUGGCGGGUUAGCCUAUAUGGAGGCUGUAUGUCUAGCCCUGGAAGCAUAUACUGCAACCUGCCAGGCCAAUGGAGUAACUGUAGGGUCCUGGAGGAAGAACACCCCCUGCUCUUACAAGUGUCCACGCAGCAGCAGCCCAAGUCAGUGUGUUGACUCUGGUUCCAACUCGUGUCCUGCUCUGCUGCAGCCCGGGUCCUCAGCAACUGGCUGUUCAGGAGGCUGUCAGUGCCUGAACGGAAAUGUGUUUGAUGGAGGCGAAUGUGUAGCAGUCGGCAAGUGUGGGUGUAUUGUCCAUGGUCAAUAUGUCAAGCUGGAGGAGCAGUUGUACACUGAGAAUUGCACCGAGAGAUGCUGGUGCCACCCCCUAGGUGGUGCCCUGUGUGAGAAGGCGUCCUGCAGCCCCUGGCAGAUGUGUGCUCUGAGGAACGGCUCCUGGGGCUGUCAUGUUAAACAGGAAGUUUGUCAACUCAAAGACAGCCUGCAGGUCUCCACUUUCACUGGGCAGCAGCUAAGCUUGACACCCAGAACGCCCUACAGGCUGAUGGGCCUUUGCGAUGAGGAUGCUGAAAAUUGGUUCAGCUUGAUCUCUUACAACGGACUCUGCGAUGGCAGCGGCACCAGGCUUGUUACGGUCUUCCAGAUCCUUUUCUUGGGAUUCUCAUUAACUAUCCAAGAUGGCAUAGUGAAGGUGAAUGGACACAUUGUGCCCCUCCCACACAGUUUACCUACAGGGGUGUCCCUGUCACAUGGUGUGACCCAGGACAAGUCAGAAGUGGUGGUGAUCCUGAAGAGAGAUUUUGGGUUAGAAUCUGAGUUGGAAAUGAAAUUUGGUGUUGCUAUGUUCUCACUCAAAGCAGCAUCAUGGUAUACUGGGAAAUUAUGUGGCGUCUGUGGAAACUUCAAUGACACCAACUCUCAAACGCCACUCAAAUCUUGGAUUCUUUCAGAUUUCCAAGGCUGCUCCACUUAGCAGUUUGACAUCUGCGUAACAAUGUAUUAUAAUGUUAGACUGCAUAAUAAAACAUGUUUUCAAGUUUAA
This is a messenger RNA of Entelurus aequoreus (snake pipefish), 18594 nucleotides long. RefSeq names its product IgGFc-binding protein. Gene Ontology annotation, molecular function: protein binding. Lineage: Eukaryota; Metazoa; Chordata; Actinopteri; Syngnathiformes; Syngnathidae. The record is from RefSeq and is a predicted model, not a curated record. The transcript is spliced from 44 exons. The coding region runs from base 130 to 18525 and encodes 6131 amino acids.